This is a messenger RNA of Serendipita indica DSM 11827, 1251 nucleotides long. The record is from the annotation of a GenBank genome assembly. NCBI's taxonomy places the organism in Eukaryota, Fungi, Basidiomycota, Agaricomycetes, Sebacinales, Serendipitaceae.
AUGGUUCGUCCCAUCGAGAUCGAGGCCAUGCACAACGAUGGCCUGUCGUUCGUUCAAAUAGCUCGCAACCUUCAGCUUAUGCGCUGGAUGAACGGAGCUGCAAUUGCCCUUCUCAUAUAUGAUACAUGCCUGAUUCUCGGUGAUGAGGUCGAAUUCUUAUGGCCGAAACGGUGGAGUGUAAUCAAAGCAUUUUACUUCCUGAAUCGGGCCUUGUGUGCGACUUUUACGAUGAUGAGCGCUCAGCAAUUUAUCAGCAUGAAUAGCAUGUCUGAUGGAUUUUGCACUUUUAACCUCAUAGGCGUCGGCAUUGCCACGUUUAUUUCGUUUGCUAUGUGCAACUGGAUGCUUCUAGCACGUACCCGCGCUCUUGUCGGGUGUGAGCGACCUAUCCUGGACGCCGCGCUCGUCGCCUACUUUUUCCUUUCGUACACCAUCACAGGCGUCCUCGUCAUCCUCACCUCGCUCCAAUUCCGCACUAAGAUCUUCUUUUCACCAACGAUCCGGAUAUGCUCUGCAUCUAUUCAUCCAAAGGAAAUGGGGUUAAUAUGGAUUUGGCCCAUGCUCUUUGAGACGACCAUCUUCGUCAUAACGACUGUGAAGCUCUACCAGACGAGGAAGCACGGAGCCUGCCUGGGAUCCCGCCUUUUCUCUGUCCUGUUUCGGGACGGAGUGUGUUAUUACGUCUCAAUCUGCCUGUUCCGGACAUGGAAUCUCGUCGCGUGGAACCUCCGACCCAUCUCUUUCACCUUUACGGGCAUAUUCAUCCUCUGGGUGAUCAUGUCCGUUGCUUGUUCUCGACUCCAACUCAACUUACUAAAAGCCAUCGACCCACUGUACGAGAGUGAUGUCGGAGGUAUGACGGGCGAGACAUCAUCUGCGAUCCCCACUCACGGCACUACCACAUUUGGACGCCGGAUGGAUGGGAACAGAUGCGGUCGGCGGCGACGACCUAGCUCAACAUUUGAUGAUCUGCACGAACGACGGUCGUAUCUCGACCGGCUCUUCCAUAUUCCCAUCACUUCACUUCGCUCAUUUGGCGAGUCUUCACGCGUUACAAUGCAAGGAAAAGGGAUUGAACUUCACGACCAAUCCAAACGCCUCGAGAAAAGUGGCAAAGAACACGACGGUACUCAAAAGGAUGAGCAUAUCCAGUUGAGAUCCAUGUCAUCACCGAAUCCUCUUUCACCGUAUCGACGGACAUCUGGGGAAUUUCCAGAUGACGAAGCGCGGACGCUUAAUUCUGUCACGUAA